Messenger RNA from Phodopus roborovskii (desert hamster), 1622 nucleotides. Its product is annotated as cytochrome P450 2U1. Gene Ontology annotation, cellular component: intracellular membrane-bounded organelle; cytoplasm. The record is from RefSeq and is a predicted model, not a curated record. The transcript has 5 exons. Bases 8 to 1606 code for a protein of 532 amino acids. Gene Ontology annotation, biological process: xenobiotic metabolic process. NCBI's taxonomy places the organism in Eukaryota, Metazoa, Chordata, Mammalia, Rodentia, Cricetidae. Gene Ontology annotation, molecular function: oxidoreductase activity, acting on paired donors, with incorporation or reduction of molecular oxygen, reduced flavin or flavoprotein as one donor, and incorporation of one atom of oxygen; iron ion binding; heme binding.
CUAGAGCAUGUCCUUGCCCGAGAAUCCGUACCCCACGGCUGGGGAGCAGCCGGGAGCUGGGCUGCACUUGCGGGCGACCGGAGGCGCGCUGCUGCUUUGCGGGCUGACGGUACUGCUGGGCUGGGUCUGGCUGCGGCGGCAGCGCGCAUGCGGCAUCCCUCCGGGGCCCGCACCCCGGCCACUCGUGGGGAACAUCGGGCACUUGCUGGUGCCCCGCUUCCUGCGGCUGCAGUUCUGGCUGGGCGCGGGCGGCCAGAAGGACACGGACACCGUGGCCACGCACGUGCGCCUGGCCAAGCUGGCCGGCGUCUACGGCAACAUCUUCAGCUUAUUCAUCGGCCACCGCCUGGUGGUGGUCCUCAGCGACUUCCACAGCGUGCGCGAGGCGCUAGUGCAGCAGGCUGAAGUGUUCAGUGACCGUCCGCGGAUGCCACUCAUCUCCAUCAUGACCAAGGAGAAGGGAAUUGUGUUUGCACACUAUGGUGCGAUCUGGAAACAACAGAGGAAGUUCUCCCAUUCCACGCUUCGUCACUUCGGUCUGGGAAAGCUUAGCCUGGAACCCAAGAUUAUCGAGGAGUUCCAGUAUGUGAAAGAGGAAAUGCAAAAACACGGAGACGCCCCCUUCAGCCCUUUCCCCAUCAUCAGCAACGCCGUCUCCAACAUCAUCUGUUCCCUGUGCUUCGGCCAACGCUUCGAUUACACGAACAAGGAGUUUAAAAAGGUGCUGGACUUCAUGUCUCGAGGGUUAGAAAUCUGCUUGCACAGCCAGCUCUUCCUGAUCAACAUAUGCUCCUGGUUUUACUACCUUCCCUUUGGGCCGUGCAAGGAGCUGAGGCAGAUUGAAAGGGACAUAACCUGCUUCCUCAAAAACAUCAUCAAAGAGCAUCAGGAGUCUCUGGACGCCAGCAGCCCUCAGGACUUCAUAGACAUGUACCUUCUGCACGUGGCGGAGGAGAGGAGCAGCAGCAGCGGCUCCAGCUUCAGCGAGGACUACCUGUUCUACAUCAUCGGGGACCUGUUCAUUGCCGGCACUGACACCACCACCAACUCUUUGCUUUGGUGCCUGCUGUACAUGUCCCUGAACCCUGACGUGCAAAAAAAGGUUCAUGAAGAAAUUGAAAGGGUCAUUGGUUGUGACCGGGUUCCUUCCCUCAAGGACAAGGCCCAGAUGCCAUACACAGAAGCCACCAUCAUGGAGGUGCAGAGACUAUCCAUGGCAGUACCACUUGCCAUUCCUCAUAUGACUUCGGAGAAAACAGUCCUGCAAGGGUACACAAUUCCUAAGGGCACCGUGGUCAUUGCCAACUUGUGGUCCAUACACAGGGACCCCGCCAUUUGGGAGAAGCCAGAUGACUUCUGUCCUGAUCGGUUUCUGGAUGACCAGGGACAACUUUUGAAAAGAGAAACUUUUAUUCCUUUUGGGAUAGGGAAGCGGGUGUGUAUGGGAGAGCAGCUGGCAAAGAUGGAAUUAUUCCUGAUGUUUGUGAGCCUGAUGCAGAGCUUCACCUUCGCUUUGCCUGAGGGUUCCGAGAAGCCCAUCAUGACUGGAAGAUUUGGUCUCACGUUAGCCCCACAUCCGUUUAAUGUAACUGUCUCAAAGAGAUGAAGAUGCCGCUGGGGGG